CUAGAUUCCGAGUCACGUGACUGACCACCAUGGCGGCGCCCUGGAGCCCAGCGCCUCAGUGUUGAUGUGUUCAGAUUUAUUACCGUAAAGAAACUCGCGUGCGUGUUUUAUUAUAAUAUUUUAUUUUAAUUGUUUUUGUUUGAUUUGAAGUGAAACAUGAGUCGGUUCCUGACACUCAGCUGUUCGCUGUCUCGCGCUGCUCGGAGGAGUGUGUGGUCCAGUCACAGCACAGAGAGGAGAGUCGGAGUGGAGUUAGAGGGAAGAAAACUCGAGAUAUCGACGGGGAAGCUUGCGAGAUUUGCGGAUGGAUGUUCUGUGGUACAGCUGGGAGAGACGUCAGUGAUGGUCACCGCCGUCAGCAAGACCAAACCCUCUCCAUCACAGUUCAUGCCCCUGGUGGUGGAUUACAGACAGAAAGCAGCAGCCGCUGGACGAAUCCCCACCAACUACCUGCGGAGAGAAAUGGGCAGCAGCGACUCGGAGAUCCUCACCAGCAGACUGAUAGACCGUUCCAUCAGGCCGCUGUUUCCUGCUGGAUAUUUCUACGACACACAGGUUCUGUGCAACAUUUUAGCUGUCGACGGCGUAAACGUUCCUGAUGUCCUCGCCAUCAAUGGAGCAUCUGCUGCUCUUGCCGUCUCCGAUAUUCCCUGGAACGGACCUGUUGGUGCUGUGCGUAUCGGCCUGAUCGACGGAGAGUUUGUCGUGAACCCGACCCGGAAGGAGAUGAGCUCCAGCACGCUGAACCUGGUGGUUGCAGGAGCUCCUUCCAGCCAAGUGGUGAUGAUGGAAGCCGCUGCUGAGAACGUCCUCCAGCAGGACUUCUGUCACGCCAUUAAACUGGGAGUGAAACACACGCAGCAGAUCAUCCACGCCAUCCAGCAGCUGGUCCGAGAGCACAAGGUGGUGAAGCGCACGCCCCAGAAACUCUUCACCGCGCCGCCCGAGAUGGUGGAGUACACGCGCCAGCUGGCUGGUGAGAAGAUCUACGCUGUCUUUACAGACUUUUCACAUGAUAAGAUCUCCAGAGAUGAAGCUGUGAACAAAAUCCGACUCGACACAGAGGAGCAAGUUAAAGAGAAAUUUCCUCAAGCCGAACCGUUCGAAGUGAUCGAGUCCUUCAACGUGGUUUCGAAAGACAUUUUCCGUAAUCUGGUGCUGACUGAGUACAGAAGGUGUGACGGACGAGACUUAACGUCACUAAGAGACAUUUCGUGUGAAGUAGACGUCUUUAAACCUCUGCACGGCUCUGCGCUCUUCCAGAGAGGACAAACACAGGUGCUUUGCACUGUAACUUUCGACUCUAUAGAAUCCAGUGUGAAAACGGACGUCAUUACCACGGCUCUGAGUGAGAUCAAAGACAAGAAUUUCAUGCUCCACUAUGAGUUUCCUCCCUAUGCGACGAAUGAAAUCGGGAAAUUGGGAGGACUGAACAGACGAGAGCUCGGUCAUGGUGCUCUGGCUGAAAAAGCCCUGAGACCCGUCAUUCCAAAAGACUUCCCCUUUACAAUCCGAGUGACCUCCGAGGUGCUGGAGUCCAACGGCUCGUCAUCCAUGGCAUCGGCGUGUGGAGGCAGUCUGGCUUUAAUGGACGCCGGUGUGCCGAUAUCCUCAGCGGUGGCCGGAGUGGCUGUGGGUCUCAUUUCCAAACCAAACCCUGAGAAACUCUCCGAAAUCCACGACUACAGAUUACUAACCGAUAUUUUAGGGAUUGAGGACUAUAAUGGAGAUAUGGACUUUAAAAUGGCCGGAACAAGCAAAGGCAUCACUGCGUUACAGGCUGAUAUUAAGAUCUCAGGACUUCCUCUGAAAAUUGUAAUGGAGGCCAUCCAGCAGGCGACAGUGGCUAAGAGAGAGAUUUUAGGCAUCAUGAAUAAAACCAUUUCGAAGCCCAGAGGCUCGAGGAAGGAGAACGGCCCUGUUGUUGAAAACGUUCGUGUGCCGAUUUCCAGAAGAGCUCGAUUUGUUGGUCCUGGAGGAUACAACCUCCGCCGACUACAGGCGCAGACAGGCGUGACUAUAAGCCAGGUGGACGAGGAGACGUUCUCGGUGUUCGCUCCGACUCCACACGCCAUGCACGAAGCUCAGGAGUUCAUCACCGACAUCUGCAAAGACGACCAAGAACAGCAGCUGGAAUUCGGGGCCGUGUACACAGCAACCAUCACAGAAGUCAGAGACAGUGGUGUAAUGGUGAAGCUUUAUCCCAACAUGAGUGCUGUGCUACUACACAACUCGCAGCUCGAUCAUAAACGGAUCAAACAUCCCAGUGCUCUCGGACUGGAGGUCGGCCAGCAGAUCCAGGUGAAAUAUUUCGGACGCGACCCCACGGAUGGCAGGAUGAGGCUGUCGCGUAAAGUGCUCCAGUCUCCCGCAGCCACGGUGGUGAAGACGCUGAGCGAGAGGCAGAGCAUCACGAUGGGAACAGCAGACGGAUAGACGACAUUUUCCUCCUGACCUCUCUUCGUUAAUGUGCUUUGGACUGAGAUUAUUUACGUAUCAGCCUCUCGAGUCGAUCUGGAUUCAUGAAGAAAGGAGUUUCACUGCGUCACCUUUUAGCGUUUAACAGAUUCUGAGUGUGAGCUGAUGAUUUUACGCCAGAUGAUGUGUUAUGGAUAUUCACAUAAUCCAGGGUUUAGGCUAGGAAGCAGGAGCGGGGAAACUGAUGCUUUGCUGCAGGUGAUUUGUUGAGAUGCGCACUGUUUUUAACAAAAAAAAAAAUUAUAAAAACAGUGUUAAUGAAGUGAAAUGGUAUGUUACGGACUUCUGGUUAUAACCAAAUAACAUGAGCUGAGGAAAAGGACAGAGUGGUUUGUAUGUAUAAUUACAAUGAUUGUGUUUAGUGUUUUCUGCUUCACAACCAGUCUGAGUUACAGGAUUAUUAGGCUUGUUAUUACAAUUCAAUUCAAUUUCAGAAAUUUUGGCACCCAUCAAGAGAGUAGGAUUUAAAAAAAAAAAGGAUAUUUAAAAUUAAACACAUUUUCCACAAACAAUUGGAGAAACUAUUUUCCUAUCCAGUAAAUAGUUUACAUUCCAGAUACAUAAGAACUGCUUUUCAGAAGAUUUAAUUUCUCUCAAAAAAUUGUGUGGCAAAAAUAUUGGCACCCCUGUAUGUAUAUAAUACAUGUGUAAUAACUGUUUAUUGCUCUCAGUCACCAGAAAAUGUUGUUGUCUUUGAUAGAAUAUGAUGUUUCACACUCAUACCAUCUUGUCAUCUUCUAGUACCAUGAGAAAAACAAGAGAUGGAUGGUUGUUGACUUGCACAAGUAAGAUAAUGUAUAUUAAUAUAUAUUUAAAGGGGUUAAAAUGAUGAUAUUAGGUAGAAAUGGUUGGAAGUUUUACAGGAAGGUGUGGUGUUUUAACACUGUGGUCUCAUUGCUCGGUUGAGAAACAGUCCCAAACUGAACAUUUCCAGCAAACAGCAAGUGUUGUGGUGACCCACAAGUCAGAAGUGUGUAAUAAAAUGUUUAACACAGGGUUUAAAACCUCAACAACACUUCAGCACCUGAUACAAUCUUCUCAGCAACACAGCGUUCAGGGGGUUUUAGUGUGUAACUUCAACUUGUGUCAAAAUAAACAACAUUUUUUGGAAA
Messenger RNA from Pangasianodon hypophthalmus (striped catfish), 3590 nucleotides. RefSeq names its product polyribonucleotide nucleotidyltransferase 1, mitochondrial. Gene Ontology annotation, cellular component: cytosol; mitochondrion. Gene Ontology annotation, molecular function: polyribonucleotide nucleotidyltransferase activity; 3'-5'-RNA exonuclease activity; RNA binding. Gene Ontology annotation, biological process: mitochondrial mRNA catabolic process; mitochondrial RNA 3'-end processing. The coding region runs from base 157 to 2436 and encodes 759 amino acids. Lineage: Eukaryota; Metazoa; Chordata; Actinopteri; Siluriformes; Pangasiidae. The transcript is spliced from 28 exons. The record is from RefSeq and is a predicted model, not a curated record.